Molecule: messenger RNA, 1389 nt
Organism: Nipponia nippon (crested ibis)
Lineage: Eukaryota; Metazoa; Chordata; Aves; Pelecaniformes; Threskiornithidae
Source: RefSeq, a predicted model, not a curated record
AUGCGCCUGCUGCGGGCCCUGCUCUGCCUCUGGCCACUGGCCGGGGCGGCCCUGGCUUCCCGGGUGCGCACCCGCCGGGAGCUAGCCCCCGGCUUGUACGAGCACGGGGUCUACGAUGCUGGCGGGUCCUACUGCCAGCGAGGGGACGUCUGCUGCCACGGCCGCGACGAUGGCUGCACCGUGCCCUACCACGACACCCUCUGCUACUGCGACCUCUUCUGCAACCGCACCAUCUCCGACUGCUGCCCUGACUUCUGGGAGUACUGCCUGGGCAUCCCGGCCCCCUUCCCCAAAGCCCCAGGCUGUGCCCGUGCCGGCCGCAGCUACCCCACCGGAGCCACGUACCGGGAGAACUGCAACCUGUGCACCUGCGGCGCCAGCGGGCAGUGGCAGUGCGAGGACCACGCCUGCCUGAUGGACGGGGAGCUGAUUGACGCCGUCAACAGGGGCAAUUACAGCUGGAGAGCCGCCAACUACAGCCAGUUCUGGGGCAUGACACUGGAGGACGGGAUCCGGUACCGCCUGGGCACAUUCCGGCCCUCUCCCACCGUCAUGAACAUGAACGAGAUGCACAUGAACAUGGACUCCAACGAGGUGCUGCCCCGGCACUUCGACGCAGCUACGAAGUGGCCCGGGAUGAUCCAUGAGCCCCUGGACCAGGGCAACUGCGCCGGUUCCUGGGCCUUCUCCACGGCGGCCGUCGCCUCGGACCGCAUCUCCAUCCACUCCAUGGGACACAUGACGCCCGCCCUGUCGCCCCAGAACCUCCUGUCCUGCGACACCCGCAACCAGCGGGGCUGCAGCGGGGGCCGGCUGGAUGGCGCCUGGUGGUACCUCCGCAGGCGAGGGGUGGUGACGGAUGAGUGCUACCCCUUCACCAGCCAGGAGAGCCAGCCAGCGGCACAGCCCUGCAUGAUGCACAGCCGCUCCACGGGCAGGGGCAAGCGGCAGGCGACGGCCCGCUGCCCCAACCCCCAGACCCACGCCAACGAGAUCUACCAGUCCACCCCCGCCUACCGCCUCUCCUCCAGCGAGAAGGAGAUCAUGAAGGAGCUGCUGGAGAAUGGCCCUGUGCAAGCCAUCCUGGAGGUGCACGAGGAUUUCUUCAUGUACAAGAGUGGGAUCUAUCGGCACACGCCGGUGGCCGAGGGGAAGGGGCCGAAGCACCAGAGACACGGGACCCACUCGGUCAAAAUCACCGGGUGGGGAGAAGAGCAGCUGCCUGAUGGCCAGACCCAAAAAUACUGGACUGCGGCCAACUCCUGGGGCACAGCGUGGGGCGAGGGCGGCCAUUUCCGCAUCGCCCGCGGCGUCAACGAGUGCGAGGUGGAGACCUUCGUGGUGGGCGUCUGGGGCCGCGUCAGCAUGGAGGACAUGCCCCACAAGUGA